Fusarium coffeatum is the source of this 2568-nucleotide messenger RNA. RefSeq lists its product as uncharacterized. The transcript has 2 exons. Gene Ontology annotation, biological process: carbohydrate metabolic process; glycoprotein catabolic process. Lineage: Eukaryota; Fungi; Ascomycota; Sordariomycetes; Hypocreales; Nectriaceae. Gene Ontology annotation, molecular function: beta-mannosidase activity. The coding region runs from base 1 to 2568 and encodes 855 amino acids. The record is from RefSeq and is a predicted model, not a curated record.
AUGGCUCCCCGCACAGUCACGCCAGUCAAUAAGAACUGGCAGUUCAAGCAGGAAAAGGAAGACGACGAGUGUUAUCUACCCGUCGCUCAAUUUCCUACCAACGUUCAUCUCGAUCUCUUGCAUCACAAAAAGAUUCCUGAUCCGUACAUUGGGAAGAAUGAGUUGCAGGUUCAAUGGAUCGGAGAGACUGUCUGGGUCUACAAGACCACCUUUUCUAGCCCGAAAGUUGGUGAUGACGAGAAGGCAGUAUUGGCCUUUGAUGGACUCGACACUUUUGCUACCGUUGAACUGAAUGGUGAGAAGAUUCUUGAGACGGAGAAUAUGUUUAUUCCUGAGCGUGUGGAUGUCACGAAGCAUCUCAAGAAAGAUGGCGAGAAUGAACUUCGCAUCACUUUUGAUGCUGCUUAUCUUAGAGGCUGGAAGUUGGCGGAAGAACACCCUGAUCACAAGUACAUCGUCUGGAAUGGAGAUGGCUCGAGACUGCCUGUUCGAAAGGCACAAUACCACUGGGGCUGGGACUGGGGUCCUGCUAUGCUCACAUGCGGUCCUUGGAGACCUGUAAAUCUCGAAGUCUACGAGUCUCGUAUCGUUGAUCUCAACUCCGAAUUUGAAGUGGAAGACUCUCUCAAAACAGCAAAGGUCACUGUUCACGCAGCAGUCGAAGGGAAAGCAUCAAAAGUACGGUUCGAUGUUUCUCUGGAUGGAAAGGGGGUUGCGUCCGAAACCGCAAAGGUAAAGGACGAACAUGCAACUACCACAUUCCACAUCCAAGAUCCCGCUCUGUGGUAUCCAAUCAGAUAUGGAAAGCAGCCUUUGUAUACGAUAAAGGCAAGUCUUCUUGAUGAAGACGACGAAAUCGAUUCGAGUUCCAAGAGAAUCGGCCUCCGAAAACUCGAGCUCGUUGAACGAGAGCUUGAUGGACAGCCUGGCACCAGCUUUUUCUUCAGAGUCAACAACAUCCCAAUUUUCUGCGGCGGCAGCAACUGGAUCCCAGCAGACAACUUCAUCCCUCGAAUUUCCAAAGACAGGUAUAGAGACUGGGUCAAGCUUGUCGCUGAUGGGAAUCAGUUCAUGCUUCGAGUUUGGGGUGGUGGCAUUUACGAAGAAGACGUUUUCUACGACGCUUGCGAUGAAUUCGGUAUUCUUGUUUGGCAAGAUUUCAUGUUCGCCUGCGGAAACUACCCGGCCUAUCCCGAAUUCCUCAAGUCUAUUGACAGAGAGGCUCGAGAGAACAUCAAGCGACUGCGUCACCAUCCCUCAAUUAUCCUUUGGGCUGGAAACAACGAAGACUACCAAGUCCGCGAGUCGGAGAAUCUCACUUAUGACUUUGAUGACCAUGACCCAGAAAGCUGGUUGAAGACUGACUUCCCAGCACGAUACAUCUACGAAAAGGUUCUUCCAGAAGCCUGCAAGGAUCUGCAUACUAAUGCUAUCUACCACAUUGCCAGCCCGUGGGGUGGGAAGCUCACCAGCGAUCCCACGAUCGGAGAUAUUCACCAGUGGAAUGUUUGGCAUGGCUCCCAGCAGAGAUACCAAGACUUCGAUAAGCUUGUCGGCCGUUUUGUUUCUGAAUUUGGUAUGGAGGGUUUUCCCAGUAUCAAGACCAUUGAUGCGUACCUUCCAAAGGGCAAAGACGACCCUGAGCGAUUUGCAAGCUCGUCCACGGUUGACUUCCACAACAAGGCCGAUGGACAGUUGCGUCGACUGGGUCUUUACAUGGCAGAAAACUUCCGAUUUACCAUCGAUCCUUUGGAGGACUAUAUCUACUACAGUCAGCUACUGCAAGCUGAAGCGUUGGCCUCGGCCUAUCGACUUUGGAAGCGACAAUGGCAGGGGCCCAAGAAGGAGUACUGCAGUGGCGUCCUAGUAUGGCAGACCAACGACUGUUGGCCUGUCACCUCGUGGGCUAUCUGUGAUUACUACCUCCGACCCAAGCACUCAUACUACACCAUCAAGCGAGAGAUGGCGCCCGUCACCAUCGGAAUGACGCGCCGAGAACACAAGCACCCCAAGAACAAGUACACCAGAGUCGACGUCGACACCAAGACUCAAGUCGAGAUUUGGGGAAGCAACCUCAACUUGGAAGACGUGACUGUGGACUGUGUAGUCAAAGCUUGGAAUGUCGAGACUGGAAAGGAAACCUACUCUCAAACAGUGCAUUCGGACUUUGUUCUCCAAAGCAACCGCUCAACAGAGAUCAAGACUUUGGAUGUACCAGUUGAGAAGCCCAACGCUGACCUCGAAGCAAAGACUGUCGUCGCUGCCUACCUGUACCAAGAUGGCAAGCAGAUUGCGCGAUAUGUCAACUGGCCUGAACCACUGAAGUAUCUGCACUUCCAGAAGCCAAAGAGCCUCAAAGUCGAGGUCAAUGAAUCUUCUAAGACUGUGGAGGUUAGUGCCGAGGUUCCUAUCAAAGGUCUGGCUCUCGAAUGCGAGGACGACGAGGUCAGGUUCGAGGAUAAUCUGGUUGACAUUGUUCCUGGUGAGGUUGUCAAGUUUGGUGUUCAUGGUGCAAAGAAGGACACUGCCAUCAAGACGCAGUAUCUGGGUAUGCAGGUUCAUUCUUAG